AUGAAUUCGAAAAUAUUCUUUGUAAUUUAUGGAGUCGUGUAUUUGGCGCAAGAAGUGACAAUGGAGUUAGAUACGUCCAUGGAAUACAAUAAUAUAGUUAGACAGGUCAACAUGCAAAAUGAUAUCAUCAAUAAUCUACAAAGACGUUUGGAUAAAUUGUUGGAAGAGCAAAAUAUGAAGGAUGAAAUAGUAUUUCGCAAUAAAAAUCAAGGAAAAGCCAAUUGCAAAUGCAAACCGGGACCAAGAGGAGUGCCAGGACCUGUUGGGCCACAAGGUGAACCUGGACCACAAGGACCACCAGGAGCAUCAGCGACAUUGGGCGAUGAUGACACAUGCUUCGUAAUAGUGGGAAAAUGUCCAGCAGGACUCGCAUCGAAUACUGAUUACGAAAAAAUGUUACAACCGCUAUCAAUGAUGCCGCUUCAUGUGUGCUGCAAAAGCGUGAUAUGA
Messenger RNA from Cercopithifilaria johnstoni, 450 nucleotides. The record is from the annotation of a GenBank genome assembly. NCBI's taxonomy places the organism in Eukaryota, Metazoa, Nematoda, Chromadorea, Rhabditida, Onchocercidae.